Molecule: messenger RNA, 2471 nt
Organism: Passer domesticus (house sparrow)
Lineage: Eukaryota; Metazoa; Chordata; Aves; Passeriformes; Passeridae
Product: sodium/nucleoside cotransporter 1-like
Exons: 19
Coding region: 302-2281 (659 amino acids)
Biological process (GO): nucleoside transmembrane transport
Cellular component (GO): plasma membrane
Molecular function (GO): nucleoside:sodium symporter activity
Source: RefSeq, a predicted model, not a curated record
GGGAUGAGGCCAGCGGGGCUGUGAGGACGCGGGGUGCAGGGACACAGGGCACAGGGUCCAGCGGCCACGCUGCUCCAGAGGCUGCGGGGGACACAAGGAACAGGAGUGCGCGGGGACACAGAGCUCUACAAUUCUCCUCAAAGCAAAGACAACAUCUACUGCCUCUGUCCUCACACAGAAGUGCUUCUACAGUCAAUCACUGCCUUGCCUGCAACUGUCUGCUCUUCCCUCAUCCUUCUCCAGCCAGCAUUAGACCCUCCCAAGGUUUCUGACAUACACUGAAGCAAAGGAGCUUCUGGAGAUGGAAGGAAACCAGAUAACCCUGGACAGCCUUGACAAGGGCAGAGACAACCCAGCUUUCAGCUUCGAGGGAGAGAACAGACACUAUGAGGAAUGUGGUGGUCCAAGUGAGAACCAAGAGGAGAGAAGAGAAGGGAAAGGGAGAUUCUCCUCCUACUGCAGGAAGGCCCUGCAGCCGGCAUCCAAGGCAAGGCAUUUCUGCAAGGCUCAUGCCAAGGUGUUGAGAAGAGUUGUCCUGGGGCUCCUUGGAGUAGCCUACCUGUGCUACUUCAUUGCGGCCUGUUACCUCAACUUCCAGCGAGCCCUUGCCUUGGUGGUCAUAACUGCUGUGGUUGUCUUCUUUAUCUGCUGGGAGGUCUUCCAGAAGCACUGUGGGGCAAAGGUUCUGCUGCUCCUCCGCCCCGUUGGGAAGUGCUUCCAAAAGUGCUGGCCGUGGCUGAAAUGGAUCCUGUGGGUGGCCCUCCUGGCAGGCCUGAUUGUGUGGCUGGUUUUGGACACUGGCAGAAACCCAGAGCAGCUCAUCUCAUUAGGUGGCUUCAGCUUUUUGGUGCUGUUCCUGUUUGCCUGCUCCAAGCACCACGGAGCGGUGUCCUGGAGAGCUGUUUUCUGGGGUCUUGGUUUGGAGUUCUUACUCGGACUCUUUGUCCUCCGAACGACUCCUGGCACCCAAGCUUUCCAGUGGCUGGGAGACCAGGUCCAGUACUUCCUGGGCUACACCACAGCUGGCUCCAGCUUUGUCUUUGGGAACACACUCAUUGAAGAAGUCUUUGCCUUCCAGACCCUGCCCAUCAUUGUUUUCUUCAGCUGUGUGAUGUCCAUCCUCUACUACCUCGGUGUCAUGCAGUGGCUUAUUCAGAAGAUCUCCUGGCUGCUUCAAAUCUCAAUGGGCACCACUGCCACUGAGACUCUCAGUGUGGCAGGCAACAUUUUUGUGGGACAGACAGAAGCCCCACUGCUCAUCCGCCCGUACCUCACGGACAUGACCCUGUCAGAGAUCCAUGCUGUGAUGACUGGUGGCUUUUCCACCAUCGCAGGCAGCGUGAUGGGAGCCUACAUAUCCUUUGGGAUUGAUGCAGCGUCACUGAUCGCAGCUUCUGUGAUGGCUGCGCCCUGUGCCCUCGCCAUGGCCAAACUUGUCUACCCUGAAGUGGAGGAGUCCAAGUUCAAGGGCAAAGCAAGCAUCCGCCUCUCCCGUGGGGAAGAGCAGAACAUCUUGGAAGCUGCUAGCAACGGGGCUGCCGCCUCCGUGGGGCUCGUGGCCAACAUUGCGGCCAACCUCAUCGCCUUCUUGGCCGUGCUGGAGUUCAUCAACGCUGCCCUCCGCUGGUUCGGGGAGAUGGUGGACAUCCAGGGUCUUACCUUCCAGGUGAUCUGCUCCUAUGUCCUCAUGCCUCUGGCCUUUCUCAUGGGGGCAGACUGGGCAGACUCACCGCUGGUGGCUGAGCUCCUGGGGAUCAAGAUCUUCCUGAACGAGUUUGUGGCGUACCAGCAGCUGGCCACAUACAAGAAGAACCGUCUGAUGGGCCUGGAGGAGUGGGACGGGAGCCGGAAGCAGUGGAUAUCUGAGCGAGCCGAGAGCAUCACCACCUUUGCCCUCUGUGGAUUCGCCAACCUCAGCUCCAUUGGCAUCACGCUGGGAGGCCUGUCUUCCAUGGUGCCCCAGCGCAAGAGUGACUUUGCCUCCGUGGUGCUGCGGGCCCUGCUCACUGGCAUGUGUGUCUCCAUGCUCAAUGCCUGCCUGGCAGGUCUCCUCCACGUGCCAACAGAGGUGGGUGACUGUGCAAUGUUCUUCAGCACCACCAACUUCAGCUCGACCAGCUACACCAUGUACACCUGCUGUAAGCAGCUCUUUGCCAGCUCAGUGCUCCAGAAUGGGACUCUGUCCUUCACGGGAUCCUGGGCUGAGCAGACACAGAGCGUGCUGUGGCACAAGGAGUGCUGCACGUAUUACAACCACACAUCCUGUGCAGGGACAUUCUAGAACUGGGGGAACACCAGGGACUUCAAGGCCUAUCCCCAAAAGCAGAAAAAGCCCCAACAGAAACCUGAGCAUCUGGUCUUCUCCACUCCAAUGCUGAUGGACAGCUGCGUGCCCCUCGCAACCUUCACCCUUAGUUGCUGGCCCUGUGGACACAAGGGAGCAGCUCCCAAAUAAAUUAUGGCAGCCCUUA